Messenger RNA from Leucoraja erinaceus (little skate), 1750 nucleotides. Its product is annotated as cathepsin F-like. The record is from RefSeq and is a predicted model, not a curated record. Lineage: Eukaryota; Metazoa; Chordata; Chondrichthyes; Rajiformes; Rajidae. The transcript has 4 exons. The coding region runs from base 1119 to 1613 and encodes 164 amino acids.
GAUCAUGGCUGAUCAUCCAGAAUCAGUACCCCAUUCCUGCUCUCUCCCCAUAUCCCCUGACUCUGCUAUUUUUAAGAGCCCUAUAGCUCUCUCUUGAAAGCAUCCAGAGAACCUGCCUCCACCGCCUUCUGAGGCAGAGAAUUCCAUAGACUCACAACUCUCUGUGAGAAAAGGUGUUUCCUCGUCUCUGUUCUAAAUGGCUUACCCCUUUUUCUAAAACUGUGGCCCCUGCUUCUGGACUCCCCCAACAUCGGGAACAUGGUUCCUGCCUCUAGCAUGUCCAAACCCUUAACAAUCUUAUAUGUUUCAAUGAGAUACUCUCUCAUCCUUCUAAACUCCAGAGUGUACAAGCCCAGCCGCUCCAUUCUCUCAGCAUAUGACAGUCCCGCCAUCCCGGGAAUUAACCUUGUAAACCUACGCUGCACUCCCUCAAUAGCAAGAAUGUCCUUCCUCAAAUUAGUGGAAUUAGCUGCGGUCCCAGCUCCGAGCCGUGCGGUUACCCCACUAGUCACUGCCUACCAUUCUGAAAGGGACCUGUUAAUCCCUACUCUCUGCCCCCCCCCCCCCCGCCCCCAACCAAUUUUCUAUCCAUUUCAGCACUCUACCCCCAAUACCAUGUGCCCUAAUUUUGCCCACUUAUCUCCUAUGUGGGACCUUAUGAAAUGCUUUCUGAAAGUCCAGGUACACUACAUCCACCGGCUCUCCCUUGUCCAUUUUCCUAGUUAUCUCUUCAAAAAAUUCCAGAAGAUUAGUCAAGCAUGAUUUCCCCAUCAUAAAGCCAUGCUGACUUGGACCGAUCCUGUUUUAUUGCUAUCCAAAUGUGCGGCUAUUUCAUCUUUUAUAAUUGACUCCAGCAUCUUCCCCACCACCGGUCAGGCUAACUGGUCUAUAUGUUUCUAUGUGUGGGGUGGUGCGAUGUUCUGUGCUGCGUCCACAACUCUUGCGGGUAUUGGACGGAGUAAUUCCCAAACCGUGCCAUGAUACUUCCCCAUUAAGAUGCUUUAUCUCUACGCCACAUCUGUAUAAUGUGCACUCCCUUAUCAGCUGAGUCAUCAGUUUCUUUGAGGUGGGAAACUCAUCGGAAGUGGGUGUGAUAGUGGAUCAGGGUUGAGCACUAUAUGAAGUGUCUCAUCGAGUCCCAGCUACAGACCCAGACGCACGCAGGAGAGAUGAGUCUCCAGAGCCUGAUGUUCCUGCUCCUCAUCUCCGCGGUCCAGGUAACUGGACUGGAGGGGGAGAGAUGCCACACUCCUGGGCCGCCGAAGGACAAGAUGGUGUCGAUGUUCUGCGAUUUCAUGCAGACCUAUAAUAAAUCCUACAAGGACCAGGAAGAAGAGACCCGACGUUUUAAGAUCUUUGUGGAGAACCUGGAGCGGGCGAGGCAGUAUCAGGAAACAGAGAUCGGGAGCGCCAGAUACGGGGUCACCAAGUUCAGCGACCUCUCAGCUGAGGAAUUCCAGCAGGGAAGCCAAGCGCCGUCUAUUCCAUUAGAAUGCAAAGAAUUCCCCGGUUACAUAUUCCCAGAAAACAUCCCAAGGUCCGUGGACUGGCGGGAGAAGAAUUGCGUCACAGCAGUUAAAGACCAGGUGAGGGUGAUUUGCAAAGGUCAAUAGCUCAAUGGUCAGGAGGUAGGAACGGGGUACUGAUUGGGGAUGAUCAGCCAUGAUCACAUUGAACAAGCUGGCUCGAAGGGCGGAACGGCCUAUUCCUGCACCUGUUGUCUAUUGUCUAAGGUGACAAGCGGAAAGGA